AAAACCUGGAACCCUCCCAAAUAUGGAGCACUGACUGCAGUAAAAAGAGCUGUUGUCAGUUUCACUCUUUGUAAAAUGUCCCUGAACCUUGAACCUGUUUAUAACAAUGACAGAGGUGUGGCUUUUACCUGUAUUUGCGCCUUAAACUCAAUUGGGCGGUUGAUGAUCAGCCAUUAGGCUGUAGGGCUUGACUGAGAUUCAGGCUUCAAUUUUCUACCACCACUCGGUACAGUCAGGAUGGGGACUAUUGAUUCCAUAUUGUUUUUAAUCAUCUUAUGCUGUUAUUGUUUCAAGAACACAGGAGGCAACCCCAUUGACACAUCGGUUCUAAACUGUGAUGUGGGGAGCAAUAAAGAAUUGGGACCUGUGGAUGAAGGAUACAAUGGAGCUGUGGAAGAAUUUACCGGAGUCCUGGCGGAGCACAACGUGCAACUAGUCGACUAUUUGUUUCCUUCACAUAUACAGUUCUUGGAACUGAUGGUUUUCCCAGAGAACUCAACGGCUACCGUGUACUCUAAAUCCAAGUUAGAUGCAGACGCCUUAAAUGAGACCCGGGGUAGACUGUAUUAUUCUCUCAGAUGCUCAAACAGCAUCGAAAACACAAGGAUUCUCUUGAUUACCGACUUGAAUGACAACCCUCCUGUUUUCAAUCCCACGGCAUUCAGCGCAACGGUAUCUGAGAGUCUGGCUGUGAACUCGGCAGUAAUCCAGGUACACGCCACAGAUGCAGACGCCACACCGGCAAACAACAGGAUUACAUAUUCCAUAAUGCCCCCCGUCCCCAGUGAGUUUGAGAUUACAUUUGACGGAACGAUCGUUUUGAAAAAACGCCUUAACUACAACGUAGCCACUGGCUACAGUUUCAUGGUGGAAGCCCGGGAUAACGGGGGUCUUGCAGACACAGCACCUGUCACUAUUACAGUGGAAGACUUCGACAACAUGAAUCCCUAUUUUAAUCAAAUUCUUUAUCAUGCCGUCAUUCGGGAACACGAGGCUGGAGAGUUUCUGAGCAUCCAGCCUGAAGCAAUAGAGGCCAGAGAUGGGGACACUGGGAUAAACCAGCCCAUAAUCUAUAGCAUCAGUGCAGUCUCCCCAAGUGACUACACAAGCUCCUUCACCAUUGACGCUGUCAGUGGCAUCAUCACCGUGGUGAACAGUCUGGACAGGGAGGAGGUUUCCAUGGUGACUGUGAACAUCAAGGCAGCUCAGAGCGAUGACAGCCUCAAGACGGCACAAGCGGUGGUGUCUGUGACGGUCGAGGACGUGAACGACAACGUGCCGGAGUUUGACCAAAGCAGAUAUUCCGCCAUCAUCCUGGAGAACACCCCCGACGGCUCCUUUGUGCUGAGAGCCGGAGUCACGGACCGAGACGAAGGGGGGUUCGACGGAACGCUCAGGAUCAUUCCGGAUUCUGCGCCGUUCUCUAUAAGCCCCAACGGAACUGUGCAGGUGAAGAAUUCCACUGACCUGGACAGAGAGGAGACUCCCAGAUUCUCCUUACAGGUGGUGGCAGUUGACUCCCCCACCAAUGGACUGAGUGCUACAGCCCAGCUCAACAUCACCGUCCUGGACGUCAAUGACAACAACCCCCAGUUCCUGCCCCUCCCGGACCCCAUCCUCAUCCCUGAGGGGAACUACUCCGCCCAGAACCCGCGGGACGUCUGCCGAAUUUCUGCCACCGACCUCGACCAGGGCGACAACGGCAAGGUCACCCUGUCCCUGUCCAAUCCCAGCGCCCUGUUCCAGUUCAGGGAGGACAGGACGCUCCUUGCUGUGGGCCCCCUGGACCGGGAAGCGAAGGACGCCUAUGAGCUGGAAAUAAUAGCUUCUGAUCACGGCACGCCACAGAGAAUGAACGUUACUCACAUCACGGUCACCAUCACAGACGUUAACGAUAACGACCCAGAGUUCAGCCAGACCACCUACUCCCGGGACAUCCUGGUGAAGGAUGCCAAAGAGGGGGACCUGGUGCUUACACUGUCCGCUACGGACAAGGACGCCGGAAAUAACUCUCUCAUCACAUACAGUUUCCCUGCAGGCUCUCCUCUCCUGAAGCUCAACAGUGAGACGGGUGAGAUCACCGUGACCUCUGACCUUUUGGAGAUCACAAAGGACACCACGCUUAAGCUCAGUGCCCUGGCACAGGACCACGGGGAGCCCCAGCGCACCUCCACAGCCACUGUCCUGGUCUACCUUUUCAGACCAGGCAUGGACUUCGAGAGCUCCGUCUACAAUUUCACCGUAGCGGAGAACGAGCCGAAGGGCACGCGGGUGGGCGUGGUCAAGGCCUUCAUGGGCAACUCCUCAGUCCAGGUCACCUACACACUGAGGUCGCACGGGGAUGUGUUCUCUGUGGAUGAGCAGGGCGUGGUCAGCACGCUCCGCCCCCUGGAUAAGGAGACGCAGGAGUGGUACACCAUGGCAGUGGAGGCCAUCGACUCCAGGACUCCGCCCAACACUGCCGUCGCCAUGGUGUCGGUCCAGGUGGAAGACGUUAACGAGGCGCCUGAGUUUACCAGCUCAAGCUACUCCGCCAAGAUCUUCAGCAUUGUUCCAUACAAAUACCCCAUUGUGCAAGUGGAGGCCACAGACCAGGACGCUGGGCAGACCGGGCAGCUGGUAUACAGCCUGGCGGAAAACAGCUUGCUGUUCGAUGUGGAGCCCUCCUCUGGACUGGUGUACGUGGUGUCUGUGGAGGGCCAGGCGGGAGAGAGGUCCCUCAAAGUGAAAACCACAGACCCCCAGGGCCUUAGUGCCACUGCAGACGUAAAGGUGAUGAUCCAGGAGAGCAAAACCAAUGGCGCUGUGGUCAUCUCUCUAAACCGACCUUUCAGUAUGGUAAACGAGAACGUCCAUGACAUGGAGAGGUCCUUGGGGCUGGCACUGAACUGGACAGUGACAGUCAUCAGCAUCGUGAGUGCAAACAGCGCUGUGGGUGGAGUCAGGAAUUCCAGGGACAACGUCAAGACAUACGUCACCUUCUUCGCCGUCGGCAAUGCCGGCACAAUUGUUCCUGCUAAAGACGUCGGAAGGAAGCUGGAGAGCGAGAGGGAACCUGUGAUGGCCGAGCUGACGAAGGUGUUUGGAGAGGGCUUGGAAUACACCGUGGAGACAGAGCCUGGUGUUCAAGAUUCCUCCCAACAGACGGCCAUUAUCGUUCUAAGCGUGCUCUUGGCAGUCUCGGUACUGCUGCUGGUCUUGGUUCUCAAACGGUCAACUUCGAUGAUGACGCUGGUUAACUUCAGAAAAAAUAGGCAAACCGACCACCAGAUGAGCAAUAUCAAUGCAACCUCAAAAUGCUACGAUGAAACAACAAGCCCGACCCAGAACACUGUGGACUCAUCGCUGCAAGCGAAUGUUCAGGAAAGUGCUAUAUAAAUGCAGUGAUUUAUUCAUCGUGUUAAAACUGUCUUUCAUACGGUGAAUCAGCUGUUACACAUGUUAUACAUGCUUAAUAUAUAGCUGUAGGCGUAAUCAACAUGAAACGCGCAUACAGUGCCUUCGGAAAGUAUUCAGACAGCCCGCUUGGAGUUUGCCAAAAUGCACCUAAAGGAUUCUCAGACCACGUCUGGAGGAAACCAGGCACCGCUCAUCACCUGACCAUUACCAUCCCUACGGUGAAGCAUGGUGGUGGCAGCUUCAUGCUGUGGGGAUGUUUUUCAGCGGCAGGAACUGGGAGACUAGUUAGGAUUGAGGGAAAGAUGAACGGACCUCAGACCACAGCGAAGGUUCACCUUCCAACAGGACGACGACCAUAAGCACACAGCCAAGACAACGCAGGAGUGGCUUCAGGACAGGUCUGCGAACGUCCUUGAGUGGCCCAGCCAGAGCCCAGAAUUUAACCCGAUCGAACAUCUCUGGAGAGACCUGAAAAUAGCUGUGCAGCAACGCUCCCCCCAUCCAACCUGACAGAGCUUGAGAGGACCUAAGGAGAAGAAUCUGAGAAAUAUGUGCGCUGAAGUCCUUUAGCUAACAUUACCUUGAUCUCAAACAGAAUGCAUGCAAUGCAAUGCAAUGCUUGAAAGCCUGUGUGGUGCACGAAAGAAAGCAAAAGAUUUUGUCAAUAUUAUUUUUAUAUUAUUUUAUUAUUU
Anguilla anguilla (European eel) is the source of this 4091-nucleotide messenger RNA. RefSeq names its product cadherin EGF LAG seven-pass G-type receptor 2-like. NCBI's taxonomy places the organism in Eukaryota, Metazoa, Chordata, Actinopteri, Anguilliformes, Anguillidae. The transcript has 24 exons. Gene Ontology annotation, biological process: homophilic cell-cell adhesion. The record is from RefSeq and is a predicted model, not a curated record. Bases 238 to 3378 code for a protein of 1046 amino acids. Gene Ontology annotation, cellular component: plasma membrane. Gene Ontology annotation, molecular function: calcium ion binding.